Fusarium proliferatum ET1 is the source of this 1065-nucleotide messenger RNA. RefSeq lists its product as uncharacterized. Lineage: Eukaryota; Fungi; Ascomycota; Sordariomycetes; Hypocreales; Nectriaceae. The coding region runs from base 1 to 1065 and encodes 354 amino acids. Gene Ontology annotation, molecular function: protein binding. The transcript is spliced from 6 exons. The record is from RefSeq and is a predicted model, not a curated record.
AUGGGCAUACGCGAUAUUCUCAAGAAGAAGGACGACCUCGCCACAGGCCAGCCGCCUGAGAAAGGCACUAUCGAUCAUCUGGCAGCCCCCGAAUUUACCAUCAUCCGCUCCGACACCUCAACCCAAGAGCGCAUCUACCCGCCGUCCAUGAAGUCUGUCGACAAUCUACAUCUCGCAGUCCAAGAAGCCAAGGAAAAAGACAAGUCCCGACGAUCCCUCGAUGUCUUCCGCUCCGGUCGAUCGCGCUCUGCUUCAGAGUCGAGCCAGACAAAGAAAGAGAGCGGCGCCCGUCGUCUGUCUCAGCGACUGCACCUGAGCCGGGCACCUCCAUCGUCCGAGAACGUCCCCGAGAACCUGCCCGACAUUGUCACAUCGGACGAGGCGCAGUGGGAGAAGCGCGCGACUAUGCUGGCGGGUCAGAAUAACCGCGCCAGGAGCAACAGCAGGCCAGGCACGCCCUCGGACAGCAGUAGAGGCGAAGAGCGGGCUGUUUCGUCGCAGCAGAUUGAUCAGGAUAUUCAAGAAGCCAUUCGCCUGCACGAAGAGGGGAAGCUGGAGUUGUCGACGCGCAUGUUCGGGCGCCUGGCUGAUCCUCAAGGCGCCAACAACCCGCUCAGCCAAGUGUUGUACGGCCUUGCUUUAAGACACGGAUGGGGUUGUGCACCAGAUCCAGAGGGUGCCGUCAAGUAUCUUUCCGCUGCAGCCUCCAAUUCUGCGUCCAUUGAGCAGAUGGCUCUACAGGCGGGCAUGAAGAAGGGUGGAGCUGCAAAGGGUGAGCUUGUUCUCGCCAUUUUCGAGCUGGCCAACUGCUUCAGACAUGGUUGGGGCAUCGAAAAGGAUGCCUACGCCGCCAAGCAGUAUUAUGAGACUGCGGCGAAUCUAGGAGAUACUGAUGCCAUGAACGAGAUUGCCUGGUGCUACGUCGAAGGCUUCGGGUGUAAGAAAGACAAGUUCGCGGCAGCUCGGUAUUAUCGACUGGCUGAGAAGGCCGGUAACAAGACAUUAGGGAACUCUUGGAUCUGGAAGGAGAAGUACGACCCUCCGGGCGAAGGCAAUCGCAAGUAG